Messenger RNA from Lodderomyces parapsilosis, 723 nucleotides. RefSeq lists its product as uncharacterized. Bases 1 to 723 code for a protein of 240 amino acids. The record is from RefSeq and is a predicted model, not a curated record. The transcript has a single exon. Gene Ontology annotation, molecular function: inositol diphosphate tetrakisphosphate diphosphatase activity; phosphatase activity. Lineage: Eukaryota; Fungi; Ascomycota; Pichiomycetes; Serinales; Debaryomycetaceae. Gene Ontology annotation, cellular component: cytoplasm.
AUGACUGAUACAAGCCCGUCAUCGCAAACAGGAUCCACCAACAAAAAAGUUUCCGCACAACCUGCCCUGCAGACCAAUUCAUCACAAGAUCAACCACCACCUACAAUAAUCGAAUCCCAGAUCCAUUUGAAUCUUGUACCACCAUUGAAUUUCGCAUUGGUUGAAGAUGGCAUUUAUCGAUCUGGAUUUCCCAUGGAAAUCAACUACCCAUUCCUACAACAACUCAAUCUCAAAACCAUUAUAUAUCUCGGCGACUUGGGCCACGAAGCAACAGCCACACCGCCUGCAUCCUCCACCAACAAGAAGAAGAAGAAGAAAAAGGACAAAGAUGGCUCCACGGAGAUAUUCAACCAAUACAUCACCUGGAUCAAGAACCAAAAUAACAUUACAUUCCACAACUUGCAAGUCGAAUCGUCACAAGAACCAUUCAACAAGUCACAAGAAAAUCAGCAAACGUUGCUCAGUUUAACCACAGCACUACAUUUAACUCUCGACAAAUCCAACUACCCCAUCUUGAUCCAUUCAAAUAAGGGUAAACACCGUACGGGGUUGUUUAUUGGCCUAAUGAGGAAACUACUACAGGGAUGGUGUCUUUCUGGUAUAUUUGAAGAGUAUGAGAAAUUUGCUAUGGGUAAAUUCGAAUAUGAUUUAGAAUUGAUUGAAAUUUGGCAACCGGAGUUGUUGGUUGAUGACACCAAAAAACCAAACUUUGUACGAGUUUGA